AUGAGACUUCUUUUUACAACUGCUUUAUCUCUCUCACAAGCCUUUGUUGUGCUUUCUCAACACGCUGAGGCCGCUUUCCGCGCUCCUUUGACCUGUGAGGAACGUGCUCGGCAAGCAGGUUACCCUCCCAACCCUGGUUAUGCUCCGUACCCCCCUAACCCUGCCUACCCUCUCAAUCCUCCCAACUUCCCUGCCCCUUUGCCUGGUCUCUGCCCUCAGACAUGUGGCAAUGGACAUGGCGUCGCUGAACCCUCUUGCAGAUGCACGAACUAUCCAGUCUGUGGGCAUGGCAAAUACCUAGGCAUCAAAUACGGCCAUUGUUAUAUCCUUUCCUUCUCCGAUGGCGAGCAACUCGGCAUUGAUCGGGACCACACCGACUACAAGAAGAACGGCUUCUUCGUAGAUAUCCCAUUCAAAGUCUGCAAUUCGACCUCUGAUUGCUCGCGUGGAAAGGAGGUUGAGAUGGGCCAGUCCUUCUCCCUCCAAGAUCAGCAUGGAUUGUAUAGAGACACGCAGUCGACGAAAGGGUGGAUUAAUGACGCCUCUGGUGGCGCUCAUAUGGAAUUCACCACUGAUGCUAGCCACGCUGGUAAAUUCACGGGAAUCCCUACUUGUACUGGGGGUGAAUGCGCUAUUCAAAUGUAUGGUGGUCCCUCUGGCGGUGCAUUGGCAUAUGCCUGCCCGAUGCCCCAGCCUGGACUGACAUUUUAUGGGAACCCUAAAGUCGGUCAGAAGCUUCGCUUCUCUGAGGUGUCGUGCGACGAGUAUGAGGUCCCUUUGACUUCUGGCAUCAACCUGCAGUGA
This is a messenger RNA of Suillus fuscotomentosus, 804 nucleotides long. RefSeq lists its product as uncharacterized. The transcript has 2 exons. Lineage: Eukaryota; Fungi; Basidiomycota; Agaricomycetes; Boletales; Suillaceae. The record is from RefSeq and is a predicted model, not a curated record. The coding region runs from base 1 to 804 and encodes 267 amino acids.